AUGGAGGAGGAUCGUCUUUUUGAUGAACGGAUUUCUAUACGAGAUUCCGCUCGCCCAUUAAAAAAGUACGGAAGCACAUGCAAUCAUAUGAAAAGGGACGAGGAGUACAUAAAGCAUGUUAUGUCAAAAGGUGAUACAUUACAAGGAAUCGCUCUUAAAUAUGGCGUUACAAUGGAAAAAAUUAGACGUGCUAAUCGUCUUUUUGCGACUGACAGUCUUUUUUUGAGAGAAUAUUUACUUAUUCCGGUAACUAGAGACUCCCCGUUUUACCAAAAUGGUGAACGAGUUACGGAACCUGCAAUGCCUCUACACCGUGCGUCAAUGUUUGAUAUGUCAACCAGAAACUCCCAGGACUUUUCCCCUGGAAGUCCGGAUGAAAAGAAAAGUUUUGAUAACUUCCUUAACAGAUUGGAUUCCUCACUUGCUGACAUAAAGAAACAUGUGGAGAAAAGCAAAGAAAACAGCGAG
Messenger RNA from Iphiclides podalirius (scarce swallowtail), 468 nucleotides. NCBI's taxonomy places the organism in Eukaryota, Metazoa, Arthropoda, Insecta, Lepidoptera, Papilionidae. The record is from the annotation of a GenBank genome assembly.